UACCAGUGACUAGCAAUUUUGCUGCACCAGCUCUACUGGUGAACGAAUAAAGAACAAAUGUGGGUGCAAAAAAAAACCUUGCAUUAAAUUGGCAAUUAUCGUGGCGCAGAUAUUGUGUUGUUUUAAAACCAAUAUACCGCAAAUACGUACGAAUUGAAGUAAAAAGCAGAGCCACUGGCACUAGCACAGCCAACGCAUAUGCAGACGUAGAACAACGACAACAACAGCCAGCAACAUGUCUUCCAAUACAAAUGGCAAUGGUGAAUUAAAGAAAUUGUCAGAGGAAUCUCUGCUGCAGCCGCCAGAGAAAGUGUUUGACAUAAUGUACAAACUGGGCGAGGGCAGCUACGGUUCGGUAUAUAAGGCGCUGCACAAGGAGAGUAGCUCAAUAGUGGCCAUCAAAUUGGUGCCGGUUGAGUCCGAUCUGCACGAGAUAAUCAAGGAGAUCUCGAUUAUGCAACAGUGUGAUUCACCCUAUGUGGUGCGCUACUAUGGCUCCUAUUUCAAGCAAUACGAUCUGUGGAUCUGCAUGGAAUACUGUGGCGCCGGCAGCGUCUCAGAUAUUAUGCGUUUGCGCAAGAAAACUCUGACGGAGGAGGAAAUUGCGACAAUACUAUCGGAUACGCUAAAGGGUCUGGUGUAUUUGCAUCUACGUCGCAAAAUCCAUCGGGACAUCAAGGCAGCUAAUAUAUUGCUGAAUACCGAGGGCUAUGCCAAACUGGCGGACUUUGGUGUCGCUGGUCAGCUAACAGACACGAUGGCCAAAAGAAAUACAGUUAUUGGAACGCCAUUCUGGAUGGCUCCGGAGGUGAUUGAGGAGAUCGGCUACGAUUGUGUGGCGGACAUUUGGUCGCUGGGCAUCACAGCACUGGAAAUGGCUGAAGGCAAGCCUCCAUAUGGAGAAAUACAUCCGAUGCGUGCCAUAUUUAUGAUACCACAAAAACCGCCACCCUCGUUCCGGGAGCCGGAUCGCUGGAGCACAGAGUUCAUUGAUUUCGUUAGCAAGUGCCUGGUCAAGAAUCCGGAUGAGCGAGCAACGGCCACUGAACUGCUAGAGCACGAGUUCAUACGCAAUGCCAAGCAUCGCAGCAUACUGAAGACCAUGCUGGAAGAGACGUGCGCCAUAAGGGAGCAACAGCGCGCCCAUCGCGCAGCUGGUGGUGCCAUGAGCCAGGCCAAGAGUCUGGCCACACAAGAGGGUGGCCUAAUGCUGCACGAGGAGGAGAACGAGUACAAUUCGGGCACAGUCAAGACAUUUGUAGAUCCCGGCACUUUAGUGCCUGAGAAAUUCAAUGAAUACCAGGAGAACUCGGCCUCGGAUGCGACCAUGAUAGCACAUCGCGAAGAUGUGGACGAUGCCACACUGGGUCCAGGCGGCAUAAAGGCAGGCAUGGCCAAGGCUGCAGCCAAAGCGUCUGCGACAGCAGCCGGCGGUGCUGGUGGCACUGGUGGCAGUGCUGAUGUGGCCACAGUGGACAGCGGCACCAUGGUCGAACUGGAGUCCAAUUUAGGCACAAUGGUCAUUAAUUCGGAUUCGGAUGACUCGAGCACGGCCAAGCGUAAUGAUGAUCAGAAGCCGCGCUAUCGCUAUCGUCCACAGUUCCUCGAUCACUUUGAGCGCAAGAAUGCUGGUCCCGAUGAGAAGGCAACGACGGAGUAUUCGCCCGCUGCCGUGGAGCAACAGUUGCAGCAGCAGCAACAGCAGCAGCAGCAACAACAACAGCAGCAGCCACAGGAGCACUUGGCUAGUGGUGCGCAUGAUGCCAACAAUUGGGAGCACAACAUGGAAAUGCAAUUUCAGCAAAUCUCAGCAAUCAAUCAAUAUGGCCUGCAACAGCACCAGCARCAACAGCAACAACAACAGCAGCAGCAGCAAUUGCUCAUGGCGUAUCCCCUAAUGACCGAGCAACUGAUUGCGCUCAACAAUCAACAGAAUUUGCUGCGUAGCUCGCAGCAGCAGGGCGGAGCAGCAGCUGCAGCUGCAGUUGCUCCUGCUGCGCCGCCGCCCGCAUAUCAGCAUCAGCAUUUGCACACACAAUCGCACGCCUAUGUAGAAGGAGAGUUUGAGUUUCUCAAAUUUCUCACCUACGACGAUCUAAAUCAGCGACUGAGCAAUAUUGAUCACGAGAUGGAGCUGGAAAUUGAGCAGCUGAAUAAAAAAUAUAAUGCCAAGCGACAGCCCAUUGUGGAUGCAAUGAAUGCGAAGCGCAAACGCCAGCAGAAUAUCAACAAUAAUCUAAUUAAGAUAUAAAAAAAGAGAAAACAAUUGAAACACACAUAUAUAUACAUGUAUGUACUCGUAUGUAUAUAUAUGUGUAUAUGCAUUAAAGCAGAAGGAAUAGCAAACUCAUUUUGAGCAGCAGCUGAUACUUUACGUGAAACGAAAACGUAAAAGCAUUAUUGUAAAAUGCACUUAAAAGCAGAUAUAUCUAUAUAUAUUAUAUAUAUUUAUUAAUAUAUAGACAAGAUGAAAAACAAAUCACACUCGAAACAUAUUGUAAAAUGCACUUUGUAUCGUUUCAUAAUCAAAUUGUGGCAUAUUAUGUUAAUUUUAAAUGUUUCUUUUAGUACUGCCUCGAAAAAACAAAAACAAAAAGAAACCCCCUCUCAAAAUGCUGCUCAAUUCAAAACAUAAGACUAAAUUGGUGCGUUCAACCUUUGUUAACUAAACUUUAUACUAUUAUUUAAACAAAUUAACACAUUGUGUUAUUUUCUAUU
This is a messenger RNA of Drosophila arizonae, 2718 nucleotides long. It is a transcript of the gene hpo, whose product is annotated as serine/threonine-protein kinase hippo. The record is from RefSeq and is a predicted model, not a curated record. NCBI's taxonomy places the organism in Eukaryota, Metazoa, Arthropoda, Insecta, Diptera, Drosophilidae. Gene Ontology annotation, biological process: signal transduction; protein phosphorylation; protein tetramerization. Gene Ontology annotation, molecular function: ATP binding; protein serine/threonine kinase activity. Gene Ontology annotation, cellular component: cytoplasm.